This is a messenger RNA of Penicillium verhagenii, 2328 nucleotides long. RefSeq lists its product as uncharacterized. The record is from RefSeq and is a predicted model, not a curated record. The transcript is spliced from 3 exons. Gene Ontology annotation, cellular component: mRNA capping enzyme complex. The coding region runs from base 1 to 2328 and encodes 775 amino acids. Gene Ontology annotation, molecular function: polynucleotide 5'-phosphatase activity. Lineage: Eukaryota; Fungi; Ascomycota; Eurotiomycetes; Eurotiales; Aspergillaceae. Gene Ontology annotation, biological process: polynucleotide 5' dephosphorylation; 7-methylguanosine mRNA capping.
AUGGAUUUGCGCACCAUCAUGAACACCGACGGUGGUGCAUCCAAAGCCAACGCACCACCGCCCAACCAGUCUUCUAGUCCCCUCUCAGAUCCAUCUCAGAAACAGCGCACUCAAUCGGCCUGUUCGGAAUAUCCAUCACGCCCCCCGCAGCCUCCAUUGCAACAUCCACCGCGUGCCUCGCCCGAACGAUCCUCGCCCUACGGCCCUACCCAAUCGCCAUACCAGCAGCAGUUCAACGCCGGACCUCCUCCUCCGAUCAACACAGCCGUACAAUCCCAAAGAAGUCAAAGCCCUACACAAUUCUCCACUCCCUAUGGCCCCGGGCCGCGCGAUGUAUACGGGGCAUCGGUGUACAAUUCGCAUCCUCAACACCCCGCGGGCCCCUUGGCCUCACCAUAUACACCACAGCCCAUGAGCGCAGGGGUCCAGCACACUGAGCCGGCAUCAUAUUUUGCCCAACAGCGUUCUCAUUCCCUUCACAGUGUUAUGGCAAACCCGCGCCCGAUCACCCGAGACAGUCCGCCUUCCGUCCCCCAGCCUCAUCCAUCGCAUCAAUUUUCUCCUUCCGCCCACCACUCGCUCCCGGGAACUCCUUUAGGUCCUCCACCUGCUUUCAUAUCCCGUCAAUCACCUUCAUCCGCACGUCCUCAAUCAUCCGACCACGACUCCCCGAGAAAUCCACUGUCAAGUUCCCAAGCCCUCCAGGACGUUCAAGCUCGAGAUCAUUCACAAUUGUCGUCGCCUUCAAGACAACGUCAAUUCUCCCCCAAUACCCGACCGAACGAAUCCACACCUUCAUUCCAACCCACGGGCGUCAAGCAAGAGCCAUUAGAGACUGCAAGUCCUGAGUCUUCUCGGCAAAACAGCAUUACAGCAAACUCUGAUUCCGCUGGAGCUGGUCCGCGUCGCCCAUCUGAGGAUAGGUGGAACGAGAGUCCUACAGCACUAUUUCAUUCUAGACCGGGGUCAGAUUCACGCGCCUCGCCUAUUGCAACCACUCAUGCACAGAUGAACAGCUCGCCAACAGCCUCGCGUAGUGGUUCUCAAUUCAAGAUGGAAAUCGACCACGAAUCAAGCCAGCUGCCAAAACCAAAAAGGAGGCGAUACAACGAGCCUCCCAUUUAUGCGCAGCGCAGCGCUCGCACGAAAGGCAGAUGUCCAGUGAUCCCAAACCCCCAGCCCCCUAUUCCCAAACAUGCAAGGCAAUUGCAUGAAGAGCGACAGCUCAGCCGCCGAGCUUCCUCCGCGACCGGACCUGCAAUUACCGCCGUCACUCCUACAUCUGCUCGAACACCAGUUGCAGCGCCAACAAGCACCAACGGUCCUCCCACACCGGCAGUGCCUCUAGCGCCUCCAGCGCCGGUUGCAACAUCCGCACCGAGCAGCAACAACACCAGCAGGACGAAGCCGGUCGGAAUUUUGGGUCCGUGGGAGCCAUCAAUCACAGGACUCAUUCCCUACGAAGAAGUCACGAAGCUUCUCUGCGAUUUUCUCUUCCAACAUGUGGUCAUGAGAAACGAUGUAGGAGCUGGAUCAGCGGGCUCCGCAGCUGCCGGCCAAGGCACAAUCAUCGAGAUAGAAGGGAAAUUGGGCCAUGUCAUGGACAUGGAUAGAGGAGAGAGGCUGAAUUUGCCGAUUCUCACUGAAACUGUCGUCAACCGAGAUAUUCCACGAUUCCGAACAUCAUUCGAGAGCAGUAUGACCGUUGAACAACAUCGAGCGAUGAACAACUACCUUAACGAACAAGUCAAGGCUUCCAUGGGCGGUCCCAACUCCCCUCGUGUUCCCAUCUCCUACGCACACAAAAAGGAACGUGAUACCUUUUACGAAGUCUCGCCCGCCGAUCUCCCUCCCGUCAUCCGCCAGAACCUGAACCCUCGCCACAAACCAAAAGUCCGGGUGACAACAGACCAACGGACUGGUGAAGUGCUCGCAAAGAUUGUCAAAUGUCGGGUUGCCGAUAUUGAUGUGUGUAGCCCACGCACAACCGUCGACUGGCGCGUGAGCGUGAAUCUAGAAAUGGAGUAUGAAGGCGAUCAUCGCAACUUGCCGCUAGUGGACAUGUCUAAAGGUGGCCGUGGUGAGCGAAACAAGGACCGCAUGAGCUAUCGACACUUGGCCUACCAAGUUGAUUUGACCCAAGUAGCCCAAGCUGAGCCUCCGACAAAAAAUGAAUUCGAACACGAGCUCGAAGUUGAAGUGUCCGCCGCUGAAAUCCGCCGACAGGGUCAACUUGCCAUGAAUGGGGACCCGACUAAUCAGUACGAGGAGUUGGUAAAGGGAUUUGUGGAUAAUAUUCGCGUGCUGGCACGAGCGGUGCCACCUUGA